AUGAAGAAUCAAAAUUCGAUUUCAAAACCGACUGUUAUCAUUAAACCGCCCCCGUCUGUAUCUACAAUACUAUCAUCAAAAAAAGAAAAAUUAACAAUAGAUAAGAAAAUGGACUUAGAAAAUCAUCAACAACAAUUUUAUGAUGAUACAAUUCAACAAAAUAAUGACUUUUCAUUAAAUAUUAGUGAUACUCCAAUUUGUGAAACUUCUUCAACACCACUUACUGAUAAGGAAGCAAAAGAACAAGAGAUUAUUAUCUAUGAAUUUCAUUUUCCUGUUGAAUUAUGUGGUCGUCUUAUUGGUCGACAAGGUGUUCAUGUUGAUUAUAUUCGACAAAUGACUCAAGUUGAUUUAGUUGUACGAGAUGAUGCUGUUUCAUUUGAAAAACAAGUUGUUGCUUUACAUGGUCGUCGACUAGAUGUUGAACAAGCAAUUGAAUUAAUAGCUAAACGUUUUCCACCUGAUCGUUAUCCACAAGUUGCUUUUAAACCUAUUAAUAAAAAAAUUGUUGUACGACAACGUCCACCUGAACGUGUACCUGUUCCUCAAUCUGUUGCUCAACUUUAUUUACCUGAUGGAAUACCUACAGAAGUACUUGUUACAAGUGUUGUUUCAUGUAAUCAUAUAUUUGUUCAACAAAUUUUACAUCCAUCGUAUGCUGAACUUGCACGUCUUGAUAAUUCAAUGUCAGUUUUUUAUCAUCAUACUGAAAUGACACCACUUUUACCUCGACCUAUUCAGUCUGGUGUCAUAUGUGCAGCACCAACACAAGCUGGUUGGUUUCGAGCAUUAAUCACAGUAUAUAACAGUAAUGAUGAUAUGGCUAUGAUCAAAUUUCUUGAUUAUGGAGGUUAUCUUUAUGUACAUGCAAGUUCUCUACGUCUUCUUAGACAAGAUUUUAUGGUUAUUCCAUUUCAAGGAGUUGAAGUCUAUCUCGAUAAUGUUGUUCCAGCUGAUAAUCAAGAAGAUUUUACACCAGAAUCAAUUGAAUUAGUUAAAACAACUAUUCUUGGUUCUUGUUUCAAAGCAAUGGUUACCGGAUAUCAUUAUGAUAAUACUCCAUUUAUUCAAUUAUCCAGACGAUAUGAUUUUCAACGUAUCGUAAAUAUUGAUAUUCAAAAAAUGAUCAAUAAUCAACAACAACCAUCAGUUACAAAUGAAUCAUCAUCGAUGACAAAUGCUACAAAUACGUCGAAUUCGACUAAUAUUCAACCGAUGAUUAAUCAACUACAACAAUCCGUAUCGGAUGUAUCAACAUUAUCAUCCACCACGAAUUCGGACAGUUGA
Molecule: messenger RNA, 1287 nt
Organism: Rotaria sp. Silwood2
Lineage: Eukaryota; Metazoa; Rotifera; Eurotatoria; Philodinida; Philodinidae
Source: the annotation of a GenBank genome assembly